AUGGUGUUGGUAGCACCAACAUAAAUUUGGGGUCACUGAGCUGUCAUUGGACUUCAAAAAGCCAUCAGAUUUUCUGAAGUGGCGAUUUUAAUGAGCAGAAGCCCAUCUUACCAAGGGUGGUGUUGGUAAAUGAGUAACACUUUGCUGAUCUUUUAAGUAAGAAAGUGGUCCUGAAUUAAAUUAGCUCAGUCUCAUUAUAGGCAGUAACGUAGAUAAACUGAAAUACUGCUUGUUCAUAAUUGUUUUGUGAGUUAAACAGCUUCUUUAAAUAAACUGUUCCUAAUCAGUGCCAUAUAACCAGAGUGGCUCAUAUAUGUCUUUGGUGGUUUUUUUUUGAUGCACAAAAUUUACUCUUGUGUCAUAUAAUGUAGUUUGAAUAAACAACAUUUUUAUAACAUGUGCAGCAUGUAUAUAGUUCACACAUUGUAAGAGUUGGUUAUCUGCGCAUUUGUUUGUUAUAUCAUGCAAAUGAGGCUUUGUGCAUUAAAUCCAUGAAGAGUAGACCCUUGUGUAUUCACCUGCUAGCCACCUGUGUUAUUGUUUUACCAAGCCUCGGGCAUAGAAAUUUUAUUUCUUAAAUUCCAAAAGACGGUGUCUGCCAUGGGGAAUGGCGCCAUGUUAUUGUAAGUGUUUCUGCUUGGCAAGGUGUACGUGCGUUGAAUAGUCAGUGGAGCGAGAGAGAAAGGACACUCCAUAAGUGUAUUUGAAUGAAUUGAAAGGGCUGUAUAAUUGAAUUUUAUAUAUCAGUGACCAUUUGCUACAUGUUAUCAUAGGUACUUCAAAACAGAUGGGUUCUCUGUUACACGUUCAUGUAAGCGUAUACUUGCUAGUGUGUUCAUUCACAAAUACCAUAUAUAAGUAGUGUUGGGAAGGGAAUACAUAUCUGCAUUCAAUAUUGAAUGAAUCAGUGCUGCUCGAUAUUACAAUAUGCGAAGAAAACACGCCGAAGAAGUGUGUUUUGUUACAUAAUCAACCAACCAGGAUGACAUUUACUUUCAAGCCAAAUUUUCCAGGUUUCAUAUUCCAGCAGUUCUAUAGAGCAAUGGAACGUUGCUAUAGAAAUUCCGUUAUUCCACGUUAACGCCCUUUUACUCCAGGCCAAUAAAAAGGUUUAGCACACCAAUGAAACGUAAUUUUUUCUUCGUGUGUCCCCACACUGUAAACGUAUACGUAACGAUCAGUGAGCUUAUAAGAACUGCUCUUCGUCACAUGGAUGUGUAAUGUACACAAAGAUGCAAGCAGCGGACAUUGGUACAAGAAGUAAAGUAACGGAGUAACGGAUGUGAGCUACAGGAAACUAACUAAUUCUCAGCAGUCGACUGGAAAGGGAAAAGGGAGUGAAUCUCGGAGUCUCCAUCUGUGCCUCAUUAAAACAGUGCAACGGAAUAAUGUUACCCUUGUGAUGGGAAAGGUGUCGGCAGGAUGCUCAGGACUCCGCGAUUGAAACGCCGCAUGCCCAUCUGCAUGGCCAUGGAAGCUCUGCGUCCUUGUCGGGGUCACAUGGCUCUGCUGGCCACCCUCUGCCUUUUGUUGGCAGUUACGGUGAUGGCUCAAGAGAGAGUGCACACGAGCCCUCCCCUCCUGUACGACAGACCCUUCCUGGUCAUCUGGAAUAUCCCCUCGGAGCAGUGUAAGUCACGCUUCAGCGUAGACCUGGACCUCAGCAUGUUCGACAUGUACUCGACCCCAAACGAGGGAUUCUACGGGCAAAACGUCACCAUCUUCUACACCGACCGGCUCGGCGUGUACCCCUACAUCACGGACGACGGGGAAACCAUCUUUGGCGGGCUCCCGCAGAACGCGAGCAUCACGCAGCACCUGGACAAGGCCCUGGUCGACAUCGAGAAGUACAUCCCCAUGGACCAGACGGGCCGCUUGGCCAUCAUCGACUGGGAGAUGUGGCGGCCUCAGUGGGUGCGCAACUGGGACAAGAAGGACGUGUACCGGCAGAGGUCGCGCGACCUCGUGCGCCUCAAGCACCCCAAUUGGACGGACGCCAUGAUUAGCCAGCAGGCGCAGUGGGAGUUCGAGACGGCGGCCCAGCAGUUCAUGGUGGAGACCCUACAGCUGGGCAAGAACCUGCGGCCGGAAGUGCUGUGGGGUUUCUACCUCUUCCCGGACUGCUACAACCACGACUACAAGGACAGCGAGGACAAGUACACGGGCGUGUGUCCCGACGUGGAGCUGUUGCGCAACAACGACCUGGACUGGCUGUGGAAUGCCAGCACGGUGCUCUUCCCCUCCAUCUACAUGCCCAAAGCGCUCGAGUCCACCGCCAACGGGCGCAAGUUUGUGCGCUACCGCGUGAUGGAGGCCAUGCGGGUCUCCACCAGGCCGGAUCCGUACAACUCCCUUCCCAUCUACGUGUACUCGCAGUUGGUUUACAUCAACUCCGAUAACAACACGAUGGUGGACUAUAAGUCGGAGGUGGAUCUAAUCCAGAGCAUUGGGGAGAGUGCAGCUAUGGGGGCUGCAGGCGUUGUGUUGUGGGGUGACAAGAGGUAUUCACAGUCAAAGACGCGCUGCACGCAACUGCAGGAGUACAUUAUGUCCACGGUGGGGCUGUACACGGUGAACGUGACUGCGGCUGCCACGUGGUGCAGCCGAGCACUCUGCGGCUCCCAGGGCCGCUGCAAGCGCAUCUACAACGAGUCCGACGCCUACCUGCACCUCAACGCCAACAGCUUCAGCAUCCAGCGCAAUCGCCCGCCCCAAAAGGGGUUCACCGUCUCGGGAAGGAUGUCGCGUGCCGACGUGCUGAAGCUGCAGGCAGACUUCAUGUGUCAGUGCUACACCGGCUGGAAAGGGCGGUACUGCGACGAGAAGGGAUCGUACUCCAGCUCGCCCAGACUGCCCGCAAUGCCGUGUGCUUUGCUUGGAGUGAUCGCCACAUUCCUUGUCUUGGCAGUACCCGCACUUUGAGAGAGAGGGACUACGCGUGCUAACAUUGCUUUCAACGCAGGACGAUGUUCCCACGCUCGCAUUCACAUAGACAGGAGGAACCGUGAUCUCGUUGCACGCUGAAUCUGUUAGCUAUGAGCUCCCGCUUCGCAGCACAUUGGACAAAGUGGUGUCUAAAGAUCAGCUCGGUUUUCUUCAAUAUCUCAGAAGCAAGCGUGUUGGAGUGUCCGUCCAACUUGAGGAUUCUUACAAACGUGCGUAGAUGGAAUUGACUUUUGAGUUGUUGCGCUGCUUCAGUCAUGAAUGCAUAUUAAACAGUGGUAAAUUAUAUAACAUUAUACUGCAAUGACAACACCCUCCUAUUAUUCAAUAGGCAAAGUCCAGAUCAUCACCAUCAUUAUCAUGUACAUGGGUUUUACCUACUGCCUGAGGUGGCAAACAUCACAGGUACAGUUUUUUUUGUAUAUGGCCAAUAAAGUUUAUGUAUGUGUUAACUUAGUCAUUUAAAUUGGUUAUAAAAAAUGGUUCACCUGUACUGACCAUAUAAGUACUCGGUACCACGAAAGAUUUACCACGUCAGGUGGUAAUGGUUUCUUCUCUAGAAACAAAGACUACAUUUUUCACCCCCCCCCCCCGUCUGAUUUAUAUAUACAAUCCCAUAUCCAUUUGUGUGCUGGCUUGGAGUGUAACCCAUGUAAUCUGUAUACAUAGUCGUAAAUAAUUCUGCCUAACGUGAAAAUAGAUUGUCCGUAGGGGGUUUUCAAUGCAGUCGGCUGAAGUGAAACAGGUUUUCACAAAUGUUUGAAGGUGGGCUAGACCCCUCCCGUUUAUUUGGGUUGUACAUUUAUUUCGUGAACCAGACGCAACGGAUGCAAGUCUUUAUCAUCUUUAGUGUGGCGCCCUCCGCUGGUUUAAGUUGUUAGUGACGUUUAUUUUAUUUGGCGUGCCACGAUGAAUCACUAAAAUCGAUAGUUACGAUAUAUGCUAAAGCUUGCGCAUGAGAAUUGAUUGAUUAUGUAUGCAAGUAAUAUGCAAAUUAUAGACCUAUUUUCCAUUUAGGCUAAUGGAGUAGGCACAACUGCAUUUAAGAUAUGAAAUUACCAAUGAGGCAGUAAUAAACGAUAUUGAGUAUUGAAUUACAAUUAUGUCCCUGCAUCUUGACUUUUGAAAUGCUUUCCCUGGGGGAGAAUUGCCUCAUGUCUAAUUAUCAAUAUUAGACAUAUAACGCUCAGCUCGCAAGCGAUUCGAUGUUACAUCAGGAUUCCUGGUCACCGUGCGAUUCAAGUGUUGAUUAUGUUUGUAUGUUAGGCUGUUUAAUUGUUUCUCAAGUCUUCUGUGCAGUUGUGUAAAAUAUUUGCUCCGUUAACUUAUUCUAACAUGGGCAUAUAGUUUUCUUAAAUAAAUAACAGUGGAUUGUUACCUAUUGAUAACAAUUGUAAUAAAAACAAAACAUGUAAAAAUAUGACAAUGUUUAACUACUGCUAAGUUAAAAAAGGCUACGGUUAUGUACAUGUGGCCAACCUUCUAGUUGUAUGAAAAUGAUAAUUGUGAUGGUGCACGUGUGUGGAUGCACAAGUCAAACUGUUUAACAGUUCCGUUGAAUCUUCAGCCACCGUAUAUGCAGAGUGCAGCUCCCGAUUGUAGUCUUAUCAAUGUAGUCAUUUCAUAAUACUCGGUCUAUACGAUGCUAGAACAGUGUGGUCAUACUUGUAUACCGCUAUAGAAACCGAUCUGUGCAAUAGGCUAUAAUAUUUUUUGUUAACUUCAGAACUGUUAUUUUCACUUUGGAGAAAUGUUACCACAAUUGUGUUGCAGCUGCCUGUACUAACAUUUAAUACUGCCACUGCUGUAUAAUAUUGAACGCAUUAGUUUUACAAAUCACCGAUACAUUUUGUUGUUAGCACGUCGUGUGUCGCAGCAGCAGCAGCCCCUUGAUGCCUUUACAAAAUGAAGAACGUGUGUCAUGAGUACAAAGGGGUUGGUGGGGGGAUGUUUACAUGUGUAAAGCUGGCGAUUGCAUGCAUCUUGAAAAGUAACGAUAGUCAAGUGUUGCUCGGGCUGCUGCCAAAUAAUCUGCCCAAACUAUUAACUCUGACAUUGAAUAUCAGCAAUCUAGAUGUUAACACAUGGGUUUUAUGGCCAACAUGCAUCAUCGUUGAUUUUUUUUUUAGAUGAGCCACGUGAUUAUCUGGCCAGAUUUGCGUCGUUAAGACCCUCCACUGCCCCGACAGACAAACAAAUGACACAUUGUGAGCAGCAGCAUUGUUUAGUUUUAUUUUACAGCAUGUCUGAAGUAAAUUAACAAUGUUUUAUCAGUGAUUGAUAAGUACAUUUCGUUUAUUGGCAACUGAAAAACAUUUUGAGCCAACCUGCACACUGGAGGUUAAUAUUAACUGUCAUUGUUUGUGUAAUUUAUAUUUCUGGGGGGGGGGGGUUAACUCCACGUACAUAGGAUUUUUUUUAUUGAACUAUACCACAAAUACAACAUCGUGCUUAACAAGCAGUGCAAAUCAUAUUUGAAUGGAUGUAGUGUUACAGCGAUCACUUUAGACUUGCAAGAUUUCAGAAGGCUAUAAAGUUAGUUGGGUGUGUUAGUAUUUCGUUUCACACCAUUAGCGUUUGCUUGUAUUAUGUAAUGGGUGGCUGUGUAUGCAUUACUGUAAUGUUCCAUCAAAACCAAGGCCAGCAUAUUUUAGUUAUGUAUAAUUAAAAUUACUGGGGUGGAACGAGGGGGGGCACAGUCAUCAGCGCAUUUCGCUAUCAGCCUGUCGACCCUCGGUCGAUUCCCAGCCAUGGCUAACAUCAGUGGGCAAGUGAUCUCUAAACCAAACCUAGGCAGCCCCCUUCAUCAAGCCUCACUGACCAGUGUGAAGUAUGGUCAAGCAAUCUGCAUGGCCAUCAUGGUGUGCGGAAGCCAUCCGGCAGUGGAUUUAAGUUAGGUUGUAAGAUUUUUUUUAAAGGUUAAGUUUGCAUAAAGAGAUCAGAUUGCAUUGGAGUCGUCAGAAAUAUGGAUAAGGCAUUUAACUUAUCCAUACUGAUAAUACAAGUCUGUGACUUGUAAAAGUUGGUUUCUUAUGUCGUUUAAAGUUAUUCAGAGUCGGGAAAAAUGUUGAAAAAAAUAUUUUUCAUUCAUAUAGUAGUAAAAAAACCAUAUCAAAAAGCUGUUGGAUAAAUGACUGCUCCUGUGGGUUUGUGUCGAUUGCUUUGUUAAAAAGAAAGUAGUUCGGUUUUGAAUAUAUACUGUGCUGAAUAGCUUUAGAAUAUGCCUGUGGAAUAAUGACUUGGAGGUCUGACCCUAACUCGGUAUACAGCUGAUGUUUGCACUAGGGUUGACAGUUAAAUACAGAUGGAGUUAUGACUGCAUUGGUAACUUUUGUUUGGAAUGUAUUGUUGGCGUUUUUUUUAAAUAUCAGUAGUUUGACUCAGCUAUUGAGCCACGUUCUGUUAAAAAAACAAAGGGCAUGAUUUUGAGUGCACAUUUGUCGAAUACAUGGGUCAGUCCAUAGUAUCGUGAUCAGAGGUAACUGUCGAUAUUAAAACACACUGCAUGGAAAUGCAUCAGCGACGCAAGUAUAUUUUUUCUAAUGCUGUAUUGUAUAUUGAAUUAAGACAACAGUAUUUGCCGUGUCUCGUACAUUACAAAAAGUCACGAUUCCAUCUUAUUUGGACUAAAAAAAAUAUUCUGAAUGUGGAGAUGUAACGGAGAUCUGCUGAUAUGUGCUUCUAACCAUACUCCUCCAUAAGCACGCAUGCAUUUGUAAGCAAUAUUGGUAUUUGUGUUGUACAGGGCCCCAUCGUUUAGCUGGAGUUCUCUUGACAAUAAAAUCUAGUAAUCCUGCAGAAUUUGUUUAACACGCUGGACUGCUGAUGAGACCUAGAACGUCUAAACCAAGUCAAGAGGUUUAUUCUAACAAAUGCCAUUGGAUAAUGUGCAUUUUGAAAGCCAGUAGGUUUGUGGAAUAAAAAAAAAAGGUAUGUGGAAACACG
Petromyzon marinus (sea lamprey) is the source of this 6888-nucleotide messenger RNA. RefSeq names its product hyaluronidase-2-like. Gene Ontology annotation, molecular function: hyalurononglucosaminidase activity. Lineage: Eukaryota; Metazoa; Chordata; Hyperoartia; Petromyzontiformes; Petromyzontidae. Gene Ontology annotation, cellular component: cytoplasmic vesicle. Gene Ontology annotation, biological process: hyaluronan catabolic process; carbohydrate metabolic process. The record is from RefSeq and is a predicted model, not a curated record.